This is a messenger RNA of Spirometra erinaceieuropaei, 405 nucleotides long. Lineage: Eukaryota; Metazoa; Platyhelminthes; Cestoda; Diphyllobothriidea; Diphyllobothriidae. The record is from the annotation of a GenBank genome assembly.
AUGUCACUCAAAAGUACUCCAAAGUACGGACUGGCUCAGUGGCUGUUCCGGCAUCCCAAGUUCCUGACCGCUGAGUCAGGCACCAUGUUCUCUUUGUCAGCACGUGUCCUGGAUAAACUCAAAGAGGUAAGCCUCCAUCCGAAUGAGGUCAUGGUAUCUUUCGAUGUUACAUCCCUUCUUGCUAUUAUUCCCCAGGAUCUGUCAAUCGAGACGAUCGAGCUGCUUCUACAAAGCAAAUACUAUGAAUCGGAGAAUCGUCUUGGGCACACCCAAGUACUUCUGCUCCUGAAGUCCUGUCUCAGGACGCACUUCACGUUUGACGGGACAAUAUACGAACAGGUGAACGGCACGCCAAUGGGUUCGCCGAUUUCGGGAUUCAUCGCCGAGGCGUCCUGCAACGGCUAG